AUGCAUGUUUCCGUGAUACACGCGCUCGUUUGCGGCACUCAAGCUUCAAUCUGGACCUCUGUGGCUGUGUGGGUGUACCUUACCUACUCCGUAUUCCCGACAGCUGGCUACGUCAUUUCAGCUCAACCUGGGCCUGGGCCCCGAUUCAUCGACAAGAGCCCCUCCCGUCUUCUCACCUACCUUACCACUUAUGCAAGCUAUCUACCUACCUACCUACCCACGUGCUUCCGUCAAAGGAAUAAUCAUGUGACGACGAUCACGGUGACGAAAUGCAGUGUAUCUUCAACUCGGCUUGUCUCAGACUACGGCGGCCGAUCCGUGUGGGUAAAUGUCGGUGGUCGAUUUCCAUUAGCAACGAAUGUAUGUAGACGAGAAACAUCCAAGGGUGAACUGUGUCAGUUCCAGUCCCAGAGCGGACCACUCCUUGAACGUAAGCGCAGUCCGGACACAAUGCGCAAUGUAGGUGCUGCUCUCAUUCCAUUGAACCUUCCCUUGCUUGCCGUGCUUGCGUGCGCUACCUUAUUUGGCUGA
Molecule: messenger RNA, 531 nt
Organism: Colletotrichum godetiae
Lineage: Eukaryota; Fungi; Ascomycota; Sordariomycetes; Glomerellales; Glomerellaceae
Exons: 3
Coding region: 1-531 (176 amino acids)
Source: RefSeq, a predicted model, not a curated record